AUGUCUGCCAAUAACGUCACCCACCAUGAGGUGAAUGUUGAUUCCUUCGCGACUAUCCAGUCUUCGUCGCCCCAGGGCCUGACCGAGAACUUCAAGCAUCCAUUCAGACGGUUCCUGUACGACUACAAUGCCGAGAUUGGCGAGUUCUUUGCCAUGAUGAUCUUUAGCACAGUCGGCUCUUCCAACCUGGCACAGAUUCUGUUCCGGGUACCCCAUUCUGAAGGGUCAAUGGACAUAAGCAUUGUCACCGGCAGGGGCUGUGCGCUUAUUCUGGCAGCUACGAUCGCCGUGGGAACGUCGGGCGGCCACAUCAACCCUGCGCGCGACUUUGGCCCCCGCCUGUUCAUUUUGACUGCGGGCUGGAGAGAUAUGUUCAAGGUUUAUAACCACUACUUCUAUGUGCUGCUGCUGUCGCCGAUCGUUGAUUGUAUUGCCGCCCAGGAUCUGUACGAUUAUCUGGUGGUUCUGGCGUCGAUCAAGCGGAAGGGGGACCGCAUUGGCCAUCGCUAA
Linderina pennispora is the source of this 510-nucleotide messenger RNA. RefSeq lists its product as uncharacterized. NCBI's taxonomy places the organism in Eukaryota, Fungi, Kickxellomycota, Kickxellomycetes, Kickxellales, Kickxellaceae. The coding region runs from base 1 to 510 and encodes 169 amino acids. Gene Ontology annotation, molecular function: glycerol channel activity; water channel activity. The record is from RefSeq and is a predicted model, not a curated record. Gene Ontology annotation, biological process: water transport; glycerol transmembrane transport. Gene Ontology annotation, cellular component: plasma membrane. The transcript is spliced from 2 exons.